CUUCUUUCUCCUCGAAUUCGAUUUAAUCAGCCAAUUCUCCCGUCACUCUUCCUUUCGAUUCUCCUUUCACGCUUUUUCUCUCUUCCCUCCUUCUCUUUAUUCCUUUAAUUUCUUUCUCGCCAUCAUGUCUGAAACCUUCCAGGAGCUCGCCGAUAUCCCCAAGGACUUUGUCCGCGAAGGAGGACUAUUCAUCCGCAGAUGCACCAAGCCCGACAAGCGCGAAUUCAUCAAGAUCAGCCAGGCCGUCGGAAUGGGCUUCCUUAUCAUGGGUGCCAUUGGCUACUUCAUCAAGUUGAUACACAUUCCCGUCAACAACAUCCUUGUCGGUGGAGCAUGAGAAACCAAAUCGAGUCAAUUUUUGAUACCAAAGCGAAUUCGGGAGUUGAAAUACGCCAGGGGAUAUAAUAUCACGUGUGCAUUGCGCGAAGAGAUUCGACCGAUGUGCUUCAAAAAGAAAUACCAAAAAGCCCCCCC
Molecule: messenger RNA, 474 nt
Organism: Aspergillus wentii DTO 134E9
Lineage: Eukaryota; Fungi; Ascomycota; Eurotiomycetes; Eurotiales; Aspergillaceae
Product: translocon subunit SSS1
Exons: 4
Coding region: 125-337 (70 amino acids)
Biological process (GO): protein targeting; post-translational protein targeting to membrane, translocation
Cellular component (GO): Ssh1 translocon complex; membrane
Molecular function (GO): transmembrane protein transporter activity
Source: RefSeq, a predicted model, not a curated record